AUUAGUGUUAUUUUAAUGUCGUGGCCGGACACCAACUCGGACACAGCCUUCCUUCUGCAGUAGCAAUAAUAAUAUUAUUAUUAAACACCAAAUAAAUACAAAUUGAUUAUAAUAAUAAUAUUAUUAUUAUUAUUAUAUUUGCAUUUGUAUAUCUAUCUGUAUUUGUAUUUUUAUUUGGUAUUUGGGAAUUGUUGAUGGUUAGUUCUUGAUCUUGAUGUCGUCCAUGUUGACCUCUCAAGGUUUGGUCUUCGCCACCGCCAUGGCCGUCUCCGCCGGCACCAUCAUCCUCUUCGAUCUCCUCCGCGACAAAUACUUCCCCCACCACCACCACCACCACCCGCCGCCGCCGCCGCCGCCAAAUCGGAAUCGGAAUCCUCCCCCCCUCAAAUCUUGCCUCUCUUCAGGAAACAAGAAAAGCAAAAAAAGAGUGCAAUUCGCUGAGGAUGUCAAAGAAUCCAAAGGAAACGGAGAAAUCUACCGGCGGCGGCGCCGGGAAUCCGAUCACGGCGCCGCCGCCGCCAAUUGCGGCAACGAAACUCUCGAACUGAAAAAAAUGCCGGCGAAUCGGGCGGCGCUGUACAGCGGGAUUCUCCGGGAUCGCCUCCACCGUAUGGAAUAUUCUUACUAAUUCCAUCUCCGGCGGCGGCGGCGGCGACAAUGCUUCUGGUUUAGUUUCUCUGUAACUUUUCCGGCGACGGUUCAAAUUGUGUAGAAAAAAACAGGGAUUUGUUGUAAAUACAGAAUUGUAAUUGGUGAAAAAAAAAAAAAAAAUCCCCAAAUUUUAGGGCUUUAUGAAUUGUCGUGUCGAUUUGUGAAUGGGAAACACAAUUUCUGGCCAGAAAUAUUUUAUUAUUUUUUGUGCAGAACGAAACCAGAAACUUCAGUUGCAGGUCCACCCAUGGCUGACAGAGGCUUUUUUGCAGAAGAGUCCCUCCAUUUCCGGAAAAUUCGCAGCACUCCCCCGGAGGUUCGUUUGACCAUUUUACCCCUCGUUCAAUUAAUUUGUAAACCAAUUGAAAUAAAUUGUGACCCCACGUAUAU
Messenger RNA from Andrographis paniculata, 1041 nucleotides. RefSeq lists its product as uncharacterized. The transcript has 2 exons. Bases 215 to 628 code for a protein of 137 amino acids. Lineage: Eukaryota; Viridiplantae; Streptophyta; Magnoliopsida; Lamiales; Acanthaceae. The record is from RefSeq and is a predicted model, not a curated record.